CCUGAGGAGAAUGAAGCAGGACAAGCUGGCUGACCGUCUGCAGAGCAGAAGUCCAGUAGGAGUUUGUAAGCGUAAACUCAAAUCUAACCAGCAGAAGAAGUUGCAGUGUGUGUUUGAGGGGAUUGCUAAAGCAGGAAACCCAACCCUUCUGAAUCAGAUGUUCACAGAGAUCUACCUCACAGAGGGAGGGACUGCAGAGGUCAAUCAUGAACAUGAGGUCAGACAGAUUGAAACAGCAUCCAGGAAACCAGACAGACCAGAAACAACAAUCAGACAUGAAGACAUCUUUAAAGCCCCACCUGGAAGAGAUGAACCAAUCAGAACAGUGAUGACAAAGGGAGUGGCUGGCAUCGGGAAAACAGUCUUAACACAGAAGUUCACUCUGGACUGGGCUGAAGGCAAAGCCAACCAGGACAUCCAGUUCACAUUUCCAUUCACCUUCAGAGAGCUGAAUGUGCUGAAAGAGAGAAAGUACAGCUUGGUGGAACUUGUUGAUUACUUCUUUAGUGAAACCAAAGAAGCAGGAAUCUGCAGGUUUGAAGAGUUCCCGGUUGUGUUCAUCUUUGAUGGUCUGGAUGAGUGUCGACUUCCUCUGGACUUCCUCAACACUAAAAUCCUGACUGAUGUUACAAAGUCCACCUCAGUGGACGUGCUGCUGACAAACCUCAUCAGGGGGAAUCUGCUUCCCUCUGCCCGCCUCUGGAUAACCACACGACCUGCAGCAGCCAAUCAGAUCCCUUCUGGGUGUGUUGACAUGGUGACAGAGAUCAGAGGGUUCACUGACCCACAGAAGGAGGAGUACUUCAUGAAGAGAUUCAGAGAUGAGGAGCAGGCCAGCAGAAUCAUCUCCCACAUCAAGACAUCACGAAGCCUCCACAUCAUGUGUCACAUCCCAGUCUUCUGCUGGAUCACUGCUACAGUUCUGGAGGACAUACUGAAGACCAGAGAGGGAGGAGAGCUUCCCAAGACCCUGACAGAGAUGUACAUCCACUUCCUGGUGGUUCAGUCCAAAGUGAAGAACAUCAAGUAUGAUGGAGGAGCUGAGACAGAUCCACACUGGAGUCCAGACAACAGGAAGAUGAUCGAGUCUCUGGGAAAACUGGCUUUUGAGCAGCUGCAGAAAGGCAACCUGAUCUUCUAUGAAUCAGACCUGACAGAGUGUGGCAUUGACAUCACAGCAGCCUCAGUGUACUCAGGAGUGUUCACACAGAUCUUUAAAGAGGAGAGAGGACUGUACCAGGACAAGGUGUUCAGCUUCAUCCAUCUGAGUGUUCAGGAGUUUCUGGCUGCUCUUCAUGUCCAUCUGACAUUCACCAACUCUGGAGUCAACCUGCUGUCAGAAGCAACCUGCCUGUGGUCUGAUGUGGUAAGAGACAAAUCAUCAUGUUUCUACCAGAGUGCUGUGGACAAGGCCUUAAAGAGUCUAAAUGGACACCUGGACUUGUUCCUCCACUUCCUCCUGGGUCUUUCACUGCAGAAAAAUCAGAAUCUUCUGCGAGGUCUGCUAACACAGACAGGAAGUAGCUCACAUACCAAUCAGGAAACAGUUGAGUACAUCAAGAAGAACAUCAGUGAGAAUCUGUCUCCAGAGAGAAGCAUUAAUCUGUUCCACUGUCUGAAUGAACUGAAUGAUCAUUCUCUAGUGGAGGAGAUCCAACGAGCCCUGAGAUCAGGAAGUCUCUCCACAGAUGAACUGUCUCCUGCUCAGUGGUCAGCUCUGGUCUUCAUCUUACUGUCAUCAGAGAAAGAUCUGGACGUGUUUGACCUGAAGAAAUACUCUGCUUCAGAGGAGGCUCUUCUGAGGCUGCUGCCAGUGGUCAAAGCCUCCAACAAAGCUCUACUGAGUGGCUGUAACCUGUCAGAGAGAAGCUGUGAAGCUCUGUCCUCAGUUCUCAGCUCCCAGUCCUCUAGUCUGAGAGAGCUGGACCUGAGUAACAACAACCUGCAGGAUUCAGGAGGGAAGCAGAUCUCUGUUGGACUGAAGAGUCCACACUGCACACUGGAGACUCUCGGUCUGUCAGGCUGUCUGAUCUCAGAGGAAGGCUGUUCUUCUCUGGUCUCAGCUCUGAGCUCCAACCCCUCCCAUCUGAGAGAGUUGGACCUGAGCUACAAUCAUCCAGGAGACUCGGGAGUGAAGCUACUGUCAGCGGGACUGGAGGAUCCUCUCUGGAGACUGGACACUCUCAGGGUGAGCUGCUGGAGUCAGAUGGUUGAACCAGGUGAGGAAGUGUAAGUGUGUUUUUAAUUCAUUCAUCAAUCUGUGACAUCACUCAUUCAACCCUCUGAUGUCAUCAUCAAGUGCUGAUUGGUUAAUAACUGCAGCUGUGUUGUGUCUCCUCUCUCGUCAGAUUCCUGUGAACUCACACUGGA
This is a messenger RNA of Sander lucioperca (pikeperch), 2370 nucleotides long. Its product is annotated as NLR family CARD domain-containing protein 3-like. Bases 11 to 2233 code for a protein of 740 amino acids. The record is from RefSeq and is a predicted model, not a curated record. Gene Ontology annotation, molecular function: protein binding. The transcript is spliced from 5 exons. Lineage: Eukaryota; Metazoa; Chordata; Actinopteri; Perciformes; Percidae.